This is a messenger RNA of Prosopis cineraria, 2070 nucleotides long. RefSeq names its product tubulin gamma-1 chain. Gene Ontology annotation, biological process: mitotic sister chromatid segregation; microtubule nucleation; mitotic spindle organization. Gene Ontology annotation, molecular function: structural constituent of cytoskeleton; GTP binding. The record is from RefSeq and is a predicted model, not a curated record. The transcript is spliced from 12 exons. Gene Ontology annotation, cellular component: nucleus; cytoplasm; gamma-tubulin complex. Bases 219 to 1637 code for a protein of 472 amino acids. NCBI's taxonomy places the organism in Eukaryota, Viridiplantae, Streptophyta, Magnoliopsida, Fabales, Fabaceae.
CCUGUUCUCAUUAAUUUUCCCUCUCAUUCUCACCCUCAGUAUCUCUCCCACUCUCACUGUCGCUACCAUCUGUGAGUCAUUCCUAUUCUUUUUAAAAAAAAAUUUUAAAGGCACUCGCCGCCACGACUGAGCGAAUUCGCUUGAAUUCUCCUGCCGGAUCUGAACCCUACUUUCCCGUGAAACAAACAUAAACUUCACGAGAAAAAAAAAAAAAAUAUAUGCCGAGAGAAAUCAUCACGCUUCAGGUCGGACAAUGUGGGAACCAGAUCGGCAUGGAGUUCUGGAAGCAGCUCUGCCUCGAGCACGGCAUCAGCAAAGAAGGCAUCCUCGAAGACUUCGCCACUCAGGGAGGUGAUCGGAAAGAUGUGUUUUUCUAUCAAGCUGAUGAUCAGCACUACAUACCUCGAGCUCUGUUGAUAGACUUGGAGCCAAGAGUUAUCAAUGGCAUUCAGAACAGUGACUACCGAAAUCUCUACAAUCAUGAAAACAUUUUUGUAUCAGAUCAUGGAGGAGGUGCAGGAAACAAUUGGGCCAGUGGAUAUCAUCAGGGAGAGAAUGUUCAAGAAGACAUAAUGGACAUGAUUGACAGGGAGGCAGAUGGCAGUGACAGUCUUGAGGGUUUUGUUCUGUGUCAUUCAAUUGCUGGAGGAACUGGUUCAGGUAUGGGUUCCUAUUUGUUGGAGACUCUAAAUGAUCGCUACAGCAAGAAGCUGGUUCAGACAUACAGUGUGUUUCCCAACCAAAUGGAGACAAGUGAUGUUGUGGUCCAACCAUACAAUUCACUCUUGACACUUAAGCGGCUCACACUUAAUGCAGAUUGUGUUGUUGUUCUUGAUAACACUGCACUGAAUAGAAUUGCUGUAGAGCGCCUUCAUCUGUCAAACCCAACUUUUACUCAAACAAAUUCUUUAGUUUCUACUGUGAUGUCUGCUAGUACAACCACUCUUCGGUAUCCAGGAUACAUGAAUAAUGACUUGGUUGGUCUUCUUGCCUCUUUGAUUCCAACACCAAGAUGCCAUUUUCUGAUGACAGGAUAUACACCUUUGACAGUGGAACGCCAGGCUAAUGUAAUUCGUAAGACCACAGUGCUUGAUGUUAUGAGAAGACUUCUGCAGGCAAAGAAUAUUAUGGUCUCUUCAUAUGCUCGUACGAAAGAUGCUAGCCAAGCAAAAUAUAUAUCAAUUCUCAAUAUCAUUCAAGGAGAGGUCGAUCCAACUCAGGUUCACGAAAGUUUGCAGAGGAUACGUGAAAGAAAGCUUGUUAACUUUAUUGAGUGGGGUCCUGCAAGUAUUCAGGUUGCCCUUUCUAGAAAAUCACCCUAUGUUCAAACUGCACACAGGGUUAGCGGGCUUAUGCUGGCAAGCCAUACAAGCAUCCGGCACCUUUUUAGCAAGUGUUUGAGCCAAUAUGAGAAGUUGAGAAAGAAACAAGCAUUUCUUGACAACUACAGAAAGUUCCCUAUCUUUGCUGAUAAUGACCUGUCAGAAUUUGAUGAAUCAAGGGACGUAAUUGAGAGUUUGGUUGAUGAAUAUAAGGCCUGUGAAUCCCCGGAUUAUAUCAAAUGGGGAAUGGAGGACCCAAACAAUAUGCUAACCGGAGAAGGCAAUGCUUCAGGAGCACUAGAUCCAAAUCAGUAGCGUAAGAUGCCAGGCAUAAGGAAUCAAAUGAAGAGAAUUAUGUCGAGAUUUGGAAGGUGUUUUUUCGAGCUUUUGUAUCAGAUGGUUUGCUGCGUGAUACCCAUGGUUUGUACGAUUAACCAUUUGGACAUCCGCACAACCAAGACUGAGGACACAAUCUCACUGUAUUUACCCUUCAAGAGUGCUGAGGUUUGAUUGAUUGCUAGAAUGUAGAGAAUUAGGGAAUCCAAUUUAAUCAUUUGGAUUAUUCUACUUCUGCUUCCGAGUGAAUAUUAGGUUGUUCGAAUUCAGUAUAAGAAUAUAUUAACUUCUUUUCCCAUGUGGAGUGGUGUAAUACAUCGUCUGGUGUAUAUUUUAACUUGUACAACUCCCAUUAAUUGGCAUUUGUUUCCACAUGCAAUAGGCAAUUGCUUCACCAUAAUCGGUUGUGUUA